Messenger RNA from Ceratotherium simum simum (southern white rhinoceros), 4958 nucleotides. Lineage: Eukaryota; Metazoa; Chordata; Mammalia; Perissodactyla; Rhinocerotidae. The record is from RefSeq and is a predicted model, not a curated record.
CGUUGGCCCUUCUGACCCUAGCCGCCGAGGGGCGGGGUCGAAGAGCCUGGAGCCCGCGGCGUGGCGCAGACGGCGCGCGGCGAUGACGCACUGCGGUGUGCGCGAAGACGGCGGCGGCCACGGCGCAGGGGCGGGGCCAAGGCUGCGGCAGCGUCAGGCGCGCGCACACGUUGCAGCUUUUCGCUUUCGGCGGGUCGGGGUGGUUCCGGCGCCAGGCAGGCGCACUGACAGGUGGACCCGCAGACGGUGGAGAUGGCGGCGCUCUGUCUGACCGUGAAUUCAGGAGACCCUCCCCUGGGAGCAUUACUGGCAGUAGAACAUGUGAAAGGCAGUGUCAGCAUUUCUGUUGAAGAAGGGAAAGAGAAUAUUCUUCGUGUGUCUGAAAAUGUGGUCUUCACAGACGUAAAUUCCAUACUUCGCUACCUGGCUCGAGUUGCAACUACAGCUGGGCUCUAUGGCUCUAACCUGAUGGAACAUACUGAGAUUGAUCACUGGUUGGAGUUUAGUGCUACAAAAUUGUCUUCAUGUGAUUUGUUUACUUCUGCAAUCAACGAGCUCAAUCAUUGCCUGUCUCUGAGAACAUUCUUAGUUGGAAACUCUUUGAGCUUAGCAGAUUUAUGUGUUUGGGCCACCCUAAAAGGAAAUGCUGCAUGGCAGGAACAGGUGAACCAGGGCAAAGCUCCUGUUCAUGUGAAACGCUGGUUUGGCUUUCUUGAAGCCCAGCAGGCCUUCCAGUCAGUAGGUACCAAGUGGAAUGUUUCAGCAACCAAAGCUAAAGUGGCACCUGAGAAAAAGCAAGAUGUUGGGAAAUUUGUUGAGCUUCCAGGUGCUGAGAUGGGAAAGGUUACCGUCAGAUUUCCUCCAGAAGCUAGUGGUUACUUACACAUUGGGCAUGCAAAAGCUGCUCUUCUGAACCAGCACUACCAGGUUAACUUUAAAGGGAAACUGAUCAUGAGAUUUGAUGACACAAAUCCUGAAAAAGAAAAGGAAGAUUUUGAGAAGGUUAUCUUGGAAGAUGUUGCAAUGUUGCAUAUCAAACCAGAUCAAUUUACUUACACCUCGGAUCAUUUUGAAACUAUAAUGAAAUAUGCAGAGAAACUAAUUCAGGAAGGGAAGGCUUAUGUGGAUGAUACUCCUGCUGAGCAGAUGAAGGCAGAACGUGAGCAGAGGAUUGAAUCCAAACAUAGAGAAAACUCUAUUGAGAAGAAUCUACAAAUGUGGGAAGAAAUGAAAAAAGGAAGCCAGCUUGGUCAGUCCUGUUGUUUGCGUGCAAAAAUUGACAUGAGUAGUAACAAUGGGUGCAUGAGGGACCCGACGCUUUAUCGCUGCAAAAUUCAGCCACACCCAAGAACUGGAAAUAAAUACAAUGUUUAUCCGACGUAUGAUUUUGCCUGCCCCAUAGUUGACAGCAUUGAAGGUGUUACACAUGCCCUGAGAACAACAGAAUACCAUGACAGAGAUGAACAGUUUUAUUGGAUUAUUGAAGCUUUAGGCAUAAGAAAACCAUAUAUUUGGGAAUAUAGUAGGCUCAAUCUCAACAACACAGUGCUGUCCAAAAGAAAACUCACAUGGUUUGUCAACGAAGGACUAGUAGAUGGAUGGUAUGUUUACUGUUACCUAUAUUUGGAAGGAAGUAAGGACGGCUCCUCACGUUCAGUAGUGAACAUGGAAUGGGACAAAAUUUGGGCAUUUAACAAAAAGGUUAUUGACCCAGUGGCUCCACGGUAUGUUGCGUUACUGAAGGAAGAAGUGGUCCCAGUGAGCAUCCCUGAAGCUCAGGAGGAGAUGAAAGAAGUAGCCAAACACCCAAAGAAUCCUGAUGUUGGCUUGAAGCCUGUGUGGUAUAGUCCUAAAGUUUUCAUUGAAGGUGCUGAUGCAGAGACGUUGUCAGAGGGUGAGAUGGUUACCUUUAUAAACUGGGGCAACAUCAACAUUACUAAAAUACACAAAAAUGCAGAUGGAAAAAUUCUCUCUCUUGAUGCACAAUUGAAUUUGGAGAACAAAGACUACAAGAAAACCACGAAGAUCACUUGGCUUGCAGAGACUGCACGUGCUCUUCCUGUUCCCGCCGUCUGUGUCACUUACGAGCACUUGAUCACAAAGCCAGUGCUGGGAAAAGAUGAGGACUUCAAGCAGUAUGUCAACACGAACAGUAAGCAUGAAGAACUAAUGCUGGGUGAUCCCUGCCUUAAGGAUUUGAAAAAAGGAGACAUUAUACAACUCCAGAGAAGAGGAUUCUUCAUAUGUGACCAACCUUAUGAACCUGUUAGCCCAUAUAGUUGCAGAGAAGCCCCAUGUGUUUUGAUUUUCAUUCCUGACGGGCAUACAAAAGAAAUGCCAACAUCUGGCUCAAAGGAAAAGACUAAGGUAGAAAUGACAAAAAGUGAGACGGCUACUCCUUUUAAGGAAAAACCAGCUCCUUCUUUAAAUAAUACUUGUGCUACAUCUGAGGAGUCCUUGGUCCUUUACAACAGAGUGGCUGCUCAAGGGGAUGUGGUUCGUGAGUUAAAAGCCAAGAAAGCAGCAAAGGAAGAUACAGAUGCAGCUGUAAAACAGCUUUUGGCUUUGAAAGCUGAGUAUAAGGAGAAAACUGGCCAGGAAUAUAAACCUGGAAAUCCUCCUGCUGCGGUGGUACAGAAUGUUUCUUCUAAAUCAUCAGCAAGUAUUCUGGAAAUUAAAUCUCUGCAUGAUGCGGUUGCUGCACAAGGGGAGGUGGUUCGUAAACUGAAAGCUGAAAAAGCCCCUAAGGCUGAAGUAAAUGAAGCUGUAGAAAGCUUACUCUCCCUGAAAGCUCAGUAUAAAGAAAAAACUGGGAAGGACUACAUACCUGGUCAGCCCCCACUAUCUCAAAGUUCAGAUUCAAGUCCAUCCAGAAGCUCUGAGCCUAGCGGUCCAGAAACACCGGAAGCCAAAGUACUUUUCGACAAAGUAGCUUCUCAAGGAGAAGUAGUUAGAAAACUUAAAGCUGAAAAAGCAUCUAAGGAUCAAGUGGAUACAGCUGUGCAAGAACUCCUCCAGCUGAAGGCUCAGUACAAGUCUCUGACAGGAGUAGAGUACAAGCCUGUCUCUAUCACUGGGGCUGAGGACAGAGAUAAGAGGAAGAAAGAAAAAGAAAAUAAAUCCGAAAAACAGAAUAAGCCUCAGAAACAAAAUGAUGGCCCCAAAAAAGACCUCUUUAAAAACCAAGGAAGUGGGCUGUCAUCAAGUGGACCAGGAGAAGGGCAAGGGCCUAAGAAACAGACCAGGUUGGGUCUUGAGGCAAAAAAAGAAGAAAACCUUGCGGAUUGGUAUUCUCAAGUCAUCACGAAGUCAGAAAUGAUUGAAUACUAUGAUGUAAGUGGCUGCUAUGUUCUUCGGCCGUGGGCAUAUGCCAUUUGGGAAUCCAUCAAGGACUUUUUUGAUGCUGAGAUCAAGAAACUUGGCAUUGAAAACUGCUAUUUCCCCAUGUUUGUGUCUCAAGGUGCAUUAGAGAAAGAGAAGACUCACAUUGCUGACUUUGCCCCUGAGGUUGCUUGGGUUACAAGAUCUGGUAAAACAGAGUUGGCGGAACCAAUUGCUAUUCGUCCUACUAGUGAAACAGUAAUGUAUCCUGCAUAUGCGAAGUGGGUACAAUCACACAGAGACCUGCCCAUCAGGCUCAAUCAGUGGUGCAAUGUGGUGCGUUGGGAGUUCAAGCAUCCUCAGCCUUUCCUGCGUACCCGUGAAUUCCUUUGGCAGGAAGGGCACAGUGCAUUUGCUACGUUUGAAGAAGCAGCAGAAGAGGUCUUGCAGAUACUUGACUUAUAUGCUCAGAUAUAUGAAGAACUGCUGGCAAUUCCUGUUGUGAAAGGAAGAAAGACUGAAAAGGAGAAAUUUGCCGGAGGAGACUAUACGACGACCAUAGAAGCGUUUAUAUCUGCUAGUGGAAGAGCUAUCCAGGGAGGAACAUCACAUCAUUUAGGGCAGAACUUUUCCAAAAUGUUUGAAAUCGUUUUUGAAGAUCCAAAGACACCAGGAGAGAAGCAGUUUGCCUAUCAAAACUCCUGGGGCCUGACAACUCGAACUAUUGGUGUUAUGACAAUGGUUCACGGGGACAACAUGGGCCUAGUAUUACCACCCCGUGUAGCCUGUGUUCAGGUGGUGGUUAUUCCUUGUGGCAUUACAAAUGCACUUUCUGAAGAAGACAGAGAUGCCCUGAUUGCAAAAUGCAAUGAUUAUCGAAGGCGGUUACUCAGUGUUAAUAUUCGAGUUAAAGUUGAUUUGCGAGAUAACUACUCGCCAGGUUGGAAAUUCAAUCACUGGGAGCUGAAGGGAGUUCCAAUUAGACUUGAAGUUGGGCCACGUGAUAUGAAGAGCUGUCAGUUUGUAGCUGUCAGACGGGAUACUGGAGAAAAGCUAACAGUUGCUGAAAAUGAGGCUGAGACUAAACUUCAAGCUAUUCUGGAAGACAUCCAUGUUAACCUCUUUACAAAGGCUUCUGAAGACCUUAAGACUCAUAUGGUUGUGGCUAAUACAAUGGAAGACUUUCAGAAGGUGUUAGAUUCUGGAAAGAUUGCUCAGAUUCCAUUCUGUGGGGAAAUUGACUGUGAAGACUGGAUCAAAAAGACCACUGCCAGGGAUCAAGAUCUUGAACCUGGUGCUCCGUCCAUGGGAGCUAAGAGCCUCUGUAUCCCCUUCAGACCACUCUGCGAGCUGCAGCCUGGAACCAAGUGCGUCUGCGGCAAGACCCCCGCCAAGUUCUACACCUUGUUUGGUCGUAGUUACUAAGGGAUAAAACAGAACUCCCCCUCCACCCCUCCUCACUUUUUAAAAAGUUGAUUCUACUAUCUUCCCAGAUAUAUCUAGACUGUUUUUUGAUUUUUUAAAAUAAAGGUUCUAAAAGGAGGUCACAAGAAGCAAACACCUAUUCUUAUGCCUAAAUUAACAGUAGAAAAAAGACUUUUCUGUAAACAACCCCAGUAAUAAAUAUCAUGAACUGA